AUGAGGAAUAAAUUUGUAUUUUUGAAAACGUAGUUAUGAUUUUCUAAAUCAAUUGAAAUUGGGAAAAAAAUGUAAGAGGAAAGAGUUGUGUUGGGUUCACAGUUUCACCAUAUAUGGGCCUAGGCUAGUGGCCUCUGGGCAAUACUCAUCUCCGAGUAAUUUUUCACCACGAAAAUGUUGGGGUUUACUUCAGUCUUCAGCUUUAUGGUUACAGUUUUAGUUUAAGAUAGUCUACUCAAAUUAAUACUCUGCUCAGUGCUCACCAACUUUUGAUUAAUUUCUUCCCCAAAUUCCCAAAUUUAUUGAAAACCCUAAUUCCAAAUUUUACUAAAAUUCAGUUGAAAUCAAGUACUAUAAUGGCGGAAGAAGCUGGUUUCCAGCCCAUCUCACUGCUAUUGUUACCCCAGCAACAGGAACACUCUCAAAGUAUCCCUGAGCAUUUGCUGUACAAGAAUCGCUUGCAAGAGUAUGCUCAAAAGGCAAACAUACCGUUACCAGUUUAUCGUACCAUAAACAAAGGAGGACCUUCACAAGCUCCAAGAUUUACGUCUACUGUUGAGAUAGAUGGAGAAACUUACACAUCUAUGGACACACUUACUAACAGAAAGGCAGCUGAACAAGAUGCUGCAAAGCAUGCGCUGGAAGGAAUAUCUAAGAAGAUAAAGAAUUGUAUAUCCAAGAAGACAACUGAAGGAGGAUUUCCUCCAAUUUUUCAGGAUAAGGUAUUUUGUAAGUCUAUUCUUCAUGAGUUCGCUGUGAAAAUGAAUAUAGAAAAGCCCAAGUAUGAUACUGUGAGGUCGGAGGGGCUUAUUCCUGUUUUCAUUUCCACUUUGGAAUUCAGAGGGGUAAGGUAUGUUGGUGAAGCUAGUGUAAACAAGAAAGAGGCUGAGCAGUUAGCAGCACGUGCUGUUAUUUUAUCCAUUUUAGCAACUGAAGAAGGAAUGCAUCUGUCAGAGAUUAUCAAAUCCAAAGCUAAACUUUUUUCUGCAGUGCAUGAGCAUAUUCAUGCAAAUGCAGAUACAUGUGUCUCCUCUUUGCAGCCAAAUUCCGGAACGGCCCUUAGGCCUUCUGCAAUCAAAGGAGAUGCUGAAGGUACUUGUCAAGCUGGUGAGAUUGUGAAGGUUGCUGCAUUAGCCGUACCAGACCAAUCAAGCAAAAAGGAAGAUAAUGCUGACCAAGCUAGUAAUGGGAUUGGGAAUGUUGUUGCAUUGGCCCUCCCAGAGCAAUCAAGUGUAAAGGAAAAAGUUACUGACCAAUCUAGUAAUGGGAUUGGAAGUGUUCUAUUGAAUGUUCUCCAGGGACAGUCUCAUAUUCUACCCAGACAUGAAUUUAGAAAGCCAGUACUAGAGACAUAUUCUGAACCAGUUCCGCUUACAAUUGAAUUUAUAUCUUCACUUGGGGAAGAAACUCCUUUAGAUGCAUCAGAUAGUGUGGGGAAAAGGAAGCGUAGAAGGAAGAAAAGGGCUAACAAGAAAGCCAAAACUGAAAUACAGUAAUACUGGUAUUGAACCUUUGUUGUAUUUGAAGACAACUCUCGAACAAGUGGAACCUGAUAGAGAUAUAUGAAUGCGCAUAGAGACUUGCUGAUGUGCUUCCAUUUUGUCAAUUGAUACCAAGAUUACCAACUGGAAUAGUCUGCCCCAAUUACUACAUCGUGUAUUUAAGUUCCUAUGAUGAUUUUCUAUAUUUUGUUGUAUAUAUAGGAACCAUGCCUUAAAUAGUGGCAAGGAAUUAGUUUUUUUUGGCUUGGGUUCUUGUAUGUGGCAAACCAACUUUUGUAACAAACAAGCAGUAUUUUUGUAAUUUUUAAUGUGCUAUUUUAGACCAUGAAUCAAAUCAUGUUUUAUGCUUGUA
This is a messenger RNA of Chenopodium quinoa (quinoa), 1854 nucleotides long. RefSeq lists its product as uncharacterized. The transcript has 5 exons. The record is from RefSeq and is a predicted model, not a curated record. Gene Ontology annotation, biological process: regulation of gene expression; rRNA processing. NCBI's taxonomy places the organism in Eukaryota, Viridiplantae, Streptophyta, Magnoliopsida, Caryophyllales, Amaranthaceae. Gene Ontology annotation, molecular function: ribonuclease III activity; double-stranded RNA binding. The coding region runs from base 357 to 1496 and encodes 379 amino acids. Gene Ontology annotation, cellular component: nucleus.